Molecule: messenger RNA, 2507 nt
Organism: Jaculus jaculus (lesser Egyptian jerboa)
Lineage: Eukaryota; Metazoa; Chordata; Mammalia; Rodentia; Dipodidae
Gene: Fbxo48
Product: F-box protein 48
Exons: 3
Coding region: 530-997 (155 amino acids)
Biological process (GO): SCF-dependent proteasomal ubiquitin-dependent protein catabolic process
Cellular component (GO): SCF ubiquitin ligase complex
Molecular function (GO): protein binding
Source: RefSeq, a predicted model, not a curated record
GGGAAGGAUGGAAUCCGGGAGGAUUUGAAAGCGCGGGAGAAGACGCCCAGGGCUCCGGGGGUAGGAGGCUCUUCCGUUGCCUACUGCGCAGAUAAUUUUCUUUGGCAACAACAAGAACCAUGUAAACUCCAUGGGCCAUACCCCCCUGAACCCGUCCAAUCUCAGCUGAUCUUGGAAGCUGAGACCCACUUAGUACUCGGAUGACAGACCUUCUAGGACUACCAGGUGCUGGGGAAAAAAAACUGUAGAAAAACAGCCUCAUUGACAUAAAACAUUGGAAAAAGAAGCCUCUCAUAUAUGAGGGUACAUGUUCUGUACACCAUCCCUGUCAGUCUUCACAAGAGAGAAGCAGUUCUACCCAUUUCACAGAGUGAGAGGCUGAGGUUAAGAAAUGUAACAUUCUUUAAAUCACACUCCCAGCAAUCUGACUUACGGUGGGAUCUAUAGUUUGUUCUAAAGACGCUGGGUAGGCUUACAGUUUGCUCUGUAACAGGUUACAGAUGGGGAUAAUUGGUUAAAACAUCGAACCAUGAAGAAAAAUUCCAAGAGGAACAAUAAUUUGGCAGUUUCCAGCAUAGACUUGAAUUCUGCCAGUAUUGAAAAAGGAAAAAACGAGAGUCAAAAUAACUUUGUUGAACUACUGCCUCUAGAAGUCACUUUAAAAAUUUUCAGCCAGCUAGACGUUCGGAGUUUGUGCAGAGCCUCGGUGACAUGCAGGAGUUGGAAUCACGCAAUAAGAAACAACGACUCCUUAUGGCGACCUCACUGCUUGACUUUAAGAGCUGUGUGCCAAAGAGAGAUAGAUGAUGACGUGGAAAGUGGCUACUCCUGGAGGGUGAUACUCCUGAGAAAUUAUCAGAAGAGUAAGGUGAAAUGUGAUUGGCUGAGCGGCAGAUACAGCAACAUAUGCUCUUCUGUUAGCCUGCCAGAGAAAAUCAUGUGUCCGAUGGAUGCAGAUACGUGGGGUGAAAUUCUAGAAGCUGAACUGGAAAGAUAAGUCGAAAAAUCCCAAUAGUUCUCAUAACUUUGGUGACUCUUGAGAUGACUUUUGGACUGCAAAAAAUUGUUUGAUCUGCUGAUGGUUUUACUCUGCCUUUUAAAUACUUAAUAUUUAAAAGAAAAGAUGGAAAAAUAUUAAAAGUUAGAGCUUUGUUUUUAUUUUGCACUUUAGUAAAAUAUUUUUGUGGUUUAUUGUACUGUGUGGAUAAACCAUGAGAUGUUAUUUUUAUGGGAAAUAAUAUGCUGGUAGAUGAUUUCAAAAUGUAUUGUUUCAUGUAUUUAUGUUAGCAUAGUGCAUUGCUUUAAAUGAUAGUGUAUUGGUAUUUUCUGUUUAACAGUAAUUCAGGCAAGUGCCUUAACCACGGAGCAGUCUCUCCAGCCCUUUAACGAUAAUUCAAAUAUUUGAAGAAACUAACUUAAAGACUCAUUAGGAAUGGGGGCUAGGAGGAUGGUUUAGUGGGUGAGAGUGCUCGCUGAGUAAGCAUGAGGACCAAGUUUUAUCCCUAGCACCCAUAUGCAUAGCCAGGUGUGGCCAGGCAUGCCUGAGUUCCCAGUGCUGAGUGGGCAGAGAAAGGAGGACAGCUGGGGCUCACUGGUCAGCCAGUCCAGCCCGAACCCACUGAGCUCCAGAUUCAGUGAGAGACAGUCUCAUGGACAUAAGGCGGAAGGGUGACAGAGGGCACAUGCUGUGCUCUGGCCUCUGUAUGCAAGUGUGUGGGCCACUUGCAUCUGCACACACAUGAGGACACCAUGCAAUACUAUAUGCAGAAAUCCCAAAAUGCAACCUCCCCAGAUUCAUUUAGAUAAUGAGUGAUCAUAACUAUACCCCUGUGAGGACUAAGUGAAAGUAAUCACAAUACAUUUAAAUUAAUAGCAAAAUUGCAUUUCAAUAACCUUAAAAUUGCCAUUUUAGUAGAUUCAGACUGAAAUAUGAAAUGGUGAAACUAUUUUAAAAUGUGUUAAACCUGUAGUUUAUUUAAACAGUCUAAUCUUGGGACUAAUGCUCAUUAGAUUUAAAUUUUCAUUACUUUCUACAAACCUCAGAUUUGUCUCAGAGGCUCAGAAUGUGUGAAAAGUUUCAGAACACUUAACUACCAUCAGAACUGUGCCACAUUAUAUUUGCCUCAGCAAAACCUCCUUGAGGGACAAGCCUCAUAGUUCAAGCAAACAUGUUCUUGGCUACCAGAGCCAAGGACGUUGGGCUCCUUUUUGUUCUCUCCCUACUUAAAAGAAGGAUGUCCCACUGUAGACAGAGUCCCUGUGUUGCAGAAAGUAGCCACAUUCAGAAGGAAUAGUCUGUCGAGGGAGAGCUGCGGCUUCAUCUGCUUGAACGAAAAAGAGAAGUAAAGGUGCCUAGAAAGUUAUAACUUUUAACAAAGUCAAAUGUUAGGGCUUGAUGGAUUGUUCUGAAUCUGGUCAAAACCAUCAUUAAAAAAAUCUACCAAACAUUUUAUUUUAUUUAUUUGAGAGUGAUAGAAAGAGGCAGAGAGAGAGAGAGAGAGAGAGAG